AUGUCUCUCCCUUGCUGCGCCCACGGUGCUCCCAGGCAGCACACCCAGCAGCGCAUGCACCCAGGGGUGCAGGCACGCAGGGGAGAGGGCCAUGAGGAGCGAUGGGACGCAGCACAACACACCCAAACCUCCUCACCUUCCACUCCAGCAUCAGCUCUCGGUGUCUCUCCCUUGCCGCACCCACGGUGCUCCCAGGCAGCACACCCAGCAGUGCAUGCACCCAGGGGUGCAGGCACGCAGGGGAGAGGGCCAGGAGGAGAGAAGGGAGGGCCCCUAGCUUCGCUCCUGCCUGCUCGUUCGCCCCGUAUGCCCGUGCCAGGGAGGCAGUGUGCGGUGCAGCAGUGUGUGCGGCAGGAGCAGCAUAUGGAGAAUGGAACGGUGCAUGCCUUGAAGGAAGGAGUGGAGAUGGGUGGAGCGGUGGAACAUGGGAGUGAGAGCACUCCUCAAACCAGCCCAGUGGUUACCCCUAAAAACAGGGAGAGGGAAGUGAUGGGUAGAGAAGUGGAGGGUAGGGAAGUGAAGGAGAAGGGAUGGCGAUGGUGCAAGCAAGGGGAUGAGGGACGGAAGGGACACGCACCGAGCAAACAGCAGCCCCCGGCCAGGGGUGCGGCUGGCAGUGGGGGGUAUGGGGCCAUGGUGAGAGGCAGUGGCGAUUCAGUUUGGAGUGAACCCACAUCAGUUGUGCAAGGGGAUGGGGAAUGUGAGGGACACGCACCGAGCAAACAGCAGCCCCCGGCCAGUGGUGGGGCUCGCAGUGGGGGGUAUGGGGCCAUGGUGAGAGGCAGCGGCGAUUCAGUUUGGAGUGAACCCGCAGCAGUUGGGGAUGGGGAUGGGGAAUGUGAGGGACACGCACCGAGCAAACAGCAGGCCCCCGCCAGUGGUGGGGCUCGCAGUGGGGGGUAUGUGGCCAUGGUGAGAGGCAGUGGCGAUUCACUUUGGAGUGAACCCACAGCAGUUGGGGAUGGGGAUGGGGAAUGUGAGGGACACGCACCGAGCAAACAGCAGCCCCCGGCCAGUGGUGGGGCUGGCAGUGGGAGGUAUGGGGCGGUCAUGGAAUGUCUUGAAGCGACGGAGCAGAACCUCUUUCACUAG
This is a messenger RNA of Closterium sp. Naga37s-1, 1092 nucleotides long. NCBI's taxonomy places the organism in Eukaryota, Viridiplantae, Streptophyta, Zygnematophyceae, Desmidiales, Closteriaceae. The record is from the annotation of a GenBank genome assembly.